Messenger RNA from Paramecium primaurelia, 653 nucleotides. The record is from the annotation of a GenBank genome assembly. Lineage: Eukaryota; Ciliophora; Oligohymenophorea; Peniculida; Parameciidae.
AUGUUAAGAAAACUUAUAAAUACUGAGUUUGAAUAGGAAUAUUAAGAUACUAAAAUUAAAGGAAUUGUAAUUUCAUCAAGCAAUUUUAGAAAAAGUAUGGAAUCUUCUAAUUUAAGUUAUGAACGUUGUUCAGAAAAUUGAAAAAAUUUAAUAAGACUAUUAAGCUGCUAUAGUACUUGAAGCCUAAUAUAGAAACUAUUCAGUCAACAUUUAUUGCCAUUGGAAGAUAAAGAAAAUGCUUUAAAUAUAAUAAUUGAAAAGUUUUUUAUAAAGAAGCUUUUAGACAUUUAAUUAAAUAAGAAAUAAACUAUCAAAUCAAUAAUCCUUACUUUGAUGAAGUAUUUAAAGACUUUUUAAAUAAUUUUUCAUUUUAACAAUACAGAGAAUAUUUUUAAUAAGAAUUAAUUAAGCUUUAAUUUAAAUUUGGAUUAAAAUUGUAUGAUUUACAAUUAACAAAUAAUAUUGAAUAUCCUGAGUUUCUUAUCAUGAAUAUAUCCUAAGAAUUUAUAAGGAAUGUUACAUAAUCUGAUGAUUCUUUUAAAAUCAAGAUGAAAAUAAUUUUGAGUACUUUGUUAGAUUAAUGUUAAGAUAUAGAAAAUGAAAAAUUGAAUAACAGGAAAAAUAUCAUUAGACUCUUAAUAAGAAGAUUUUGA